Messenger RNA from Acanthaster planci (crown-of-thorns starfish), 2150 nucleotides. RefSeq lists its product as uncharacterized. NCBI's taxonomy places the organism in Eukaryota, Metazoa, Echinodermata, Asteroidea, Valvatida, Acanthasteridae. The record is from RefSeq and is a predicted model, not a curated record.
AUGACAAAUUUCCUUGGUCUGCUGAUCCUCUUUGCUGUGGUGAUGAGUGCAAAUGGUCGCCAGCUUCAAGAGGUGUUCUCCACCCCUCAGAACGGCCCGUUUCUUUGCAUGUGGUGCGACAUGGUUGUGACCUUCGUCAGGAAUGUGUCGACCGACAGGGACUUUUUGGACUUGUUAGUCAAAAACAGGAAGGAGGCUUGUCACUUCUGGAGUCCUGCAGGCUUCGAAAAGUACUGUGAAGACUAUGUGAACGAAAUACCACACUCCAUUGCACUAUUUGCCGACGAAUACCUGGAUCCGGCGAAGGACUGCGCAACGGUUUGCCGUGGUCAGGAGCCCGAUCAGCAGCACCCGACGGCUCUAAAUAACUUUGUCCAGAAGAUGAAAAGCGAUUACGAGAAGUUCUGGAAGUAGGAACUACUGCCAUCCGACCCGGAGAAAUCGACAACUGCGACGUAACAAAUGUUCUUGUGGUUGUUAUUCAAUUUUGUGACGCUGAAAUGUGUGAGAAAGAAAAUUCUUAGAGUUUGUUACAGACUAAUACCCACAGCUUGAUUGCUUUGCAUUAACAAUUUGCUAUUGCUAGACACUUUGUAGUAAAUACCGUACGGAUCUUAUAGGGAGGCAUUCAUCACAAGGAAGAUAUUUGACGGUCUGAUAACGCUUUUGGUACCAGAAGGAAACCCAUUUCCCCCCAUUUUUGUCCGAUAGUUUGAUAGUUUAUAGCGUCAUAAUUAUGACAUUGUUUACAAAGUUUAGUUUGGUUAGAUUGAAACGUUUGAAAGUUCGAGGGGGCCAAAGUAUGUACACAGGUCUAUGGGAAUUACUCCCUGAGGUGUCAGCUGAGGGUAUAAUAUUGCUGCAAAAAAUUUAUUAGAGAGGGUAUUUGGCAAGCAAAUCUUCCUUUCAAGGAUCUUUUUAUAUGCAUGGUUCCUACAUGUAAAUCAAUCAGUAAGGAAAACUGAAGAAAACUUGUCCUGCGCGUGUGGAGCCUUUAUUAUUGAUAAAAUCAAGAUGAUGUUAUACCACAUCCUACAGCUCGUUCUCUUAAAGACGCAAAGCCACAGGCCUGGUUUCCAUGUGGUCGCUUGUAUUAACGCAGACGGUCCACAAGACGUGAAGACGCAGACACGAACGGAAGAGACGGUGCAUGACGUCAUUCCGCCCAAAAAUUGAAAUAAAUGGCGUCCGAAACUCGGGGAUUUUUUGUUGGAAAUGGCCAUUUCGAUUGACUGUACUUCAUCAUGACACCAAACCCGUACUCCAGUUUCAUGCAUUUUACUGAUGACCAGCUAUUUAGUUGACCAUAAUGGUGUAAAAAUGGGCAAAUCUUCAUGAAACUGAGCGGGAGGGACAUCGUUACACCACGGCUUCUCGACGCAAACAGUCGGCAAAGUUGAACCUGCCUCAACUUCGCCGAUCGUCCGCGGGCUGGUUUGAGUUUGUCUGCGUUGUUGGCGACACUUCUGUUUGGCAUGUUUCCAUUUGUCUGCGUUGCAGUUUGCGUCUUGAUUGCGUUGCUGUCUGCGUUUCUUUCGUCGAUAUGGAAACCAAGCUUACUCAUGGUUCGGCGCUCUCAGAAAAUUAACUUGGAAUACUCAAACUGAAAUAAGGAAACGGAAAGACAGCCCCAGGAGUCACGUGAAUGAGACCCCGUAACAAGCUAUACAACCCCACUAGUGUCACCACGGUCUUGUUGAAAUUCGCAAAAAAGUCUCGUUUAAGUCAGAGAGAGAGGAGCGCUUCGCACUCCAACUAACCCAAACCUAAAGACCUAAUUAGCACAUCAUUUACUCAACAUUAUGUUACACUUGUUUUUUUCUUUCCCUCAACAUGUUCAGUGAGUAUAUCAGCAUAAUUAAGAUGUGCAGACAUAGUAUAGACGCUGUAAAUGUAUAUCCAGUGUAUUUUUAAUGUAUACGAUGUCAAAUUAGGAAUUGUUAAGAGAAGCAAAACAUAAUUCUAUCUUCCAAGUUCCAGUUUGGGUCAUCUCAAAUGGAAUACAACCUCAAAUGGAAUACGAAAUGUAAUGCCGUCAUCUCAAUGAUGGAAUACAACCAGUGUACAAAUUGGCAUUGUCUGAAAAGUAAACAAUGUAACAGUGGCAAAUAGAUUGCUCAGCAUUAAUAAAUUACUGCUGGAGAAAAGAA